Messenger RNA from Dreissena polymorpha, 366 nucleotides. RefSeq names its product protein AF-9-like. The record is from RefSeq and is a predicted model, not a curated record. The transcript is spliced from 3 exons. NCBI's taxonomy places the organism in Eukaryota, Metazoa, Mollusca, Bivalvia, Myida, Dreissenidae. The annotation marks the transcript as partial.
AGUAGUAGUGGUAGUAGUGGUAAUAGUGAUAAUAGUAGUAGUAGUAGUAGUAGUAGUAGUAGUAGUAGUAGUAGUAGUAGUAGUAGUAGUAGUAGUAGUUGUAAUAGUAGACGAAGAAGAGAGUACGAAAGACGUCAUGCAGAAGAACGAGCAGCAGCAGAAAAAGAAGACGACAGACAGACGAGAACGAAGAAGAACCGACAGAAGACAAAAGAAAAGAACAAGACGAAGAAGAAAAAGACGAAGACAAAGAAGAAGGAGAAUAAGAGAAGAAAGAAGAAGAAAAGACGCAGGACGAAGGACACAGAUCGGCCACACAAAAUCAUUGUAAGUGCCACGUGCAUCUGUCAGCGAAAAGAUCUUUAG